AUGCACGGCGAGGACGUGGGGCUGCUGCGCCCCGGCGGGGAGGCGCAAGCGGACUACGCCACCGUCGCGCUGCGACGCGACAGCCUCAGCCCGACACCGGACGAGCGCGCCGCCAUUGAAAAUGUGAUCAGCACCACCGAAGAGCGGCGGCGACGCGAGGCGAAAGUUUUGUACGGCGCCCUCGUCUUCUGCUGCGUGUUCAUGUUGCUGGAGUUCGGCUCCGGCAUCUUCGCCCACUCCCUGGCCCUCCUGACGGACGCCGCGCAUCUGCUGAUCGAUGUGGGGGCGUACGGGCUGAGCAUCAUGAGCCUCAAGGCGGCCUCCAAGGCCUCGUGCGGAAAGUACAGCUACGGCUGGCACCGCGCGGAGGUGAUCGGGACGCUCGUCUCCGUCUUCUCCAUCUGGGCGCUGGUGGUGUGGAUCAUGAUCGAGGGCGUGUCACGCAUGUGGAACGUCGUGGCGUGCAGCCGCGUCCCGGCGACGUUGGCUGCGAUGUCGCGGCGGCGGGCGGUCUCGGGCACGGCGGCCGCGGGCACCGCCGCGACGGCGUCGGAGCUGAUGUGCGAGGAGAUCAACUCGGAGGUCAUGCUCGUCGUGGGCGUGCUGGGCAUGGUCGUGAACGUGGUGUGCGCCGCCAUUCUCUACUUUGGCGGCUCGCACGGGCACAGCCACUUCGGCGGCUCGCACGGCCACAGCCACGGGGAGGUGGCGAGCAGCGAGGAGGAAGGGGCGGUGGUAAACGUCUCCAGCCACACGCACGAACACCAUGCGGAGCACGAGCACACGCACGAACACGAACACGAACACGAGCACGAGCACGAGCACGAGCACGAGCACGGUCAUGGUGGCAAGAAAGGCAAGAAGGGGUUCGCCGUCCACGCGGCGUUGCUUCACGCACUGGGCGACUGUGUGCAGUCGCUUGGGGUAAUCCUCGCGGGGACCUUCAUUUACUUUACCAACAAGCACGCCUUUGGGGCCCCGUCCUACAAGUAUUCGCUCUACAACCUUGCGGACCCGCUCUGCUCGUUGUUCUUUGCCGUCGUCACGCUUAACAUGACGAAGCCGCUGCUCGGGGACCUCUUCGGCAUCCUCAUGGAGAGCACCCCGCCGGGGAUCGACUACCUCGCCCUCAAGAAGGCCCUACUGAGCAUUGAAGGCGUGGCCAGCGUGCACGACCUGCACGUCUGGUCUCUCUCCUCCGACUACGUCGCCCUCUCCGUCCACCUCGUCGCCGACGACGCGGCGACGGCGCUGCGCAAGGCGCAGUACGUGUGCGAGAGCCUCUUUGGCAUCGACCACACGACAAUCCAGGUGGACACGGUGGCGAAUGGGGCCAACCUCUGCCAGGCGUCGUGCGCGAGCCAGUCAAGCAAAGCAGAGAAGUAG
Molecule: messenger RNA, 1386 nt
Organism: Trypanosoma conorhini
Lineage: Eukaryota; Euglenozoa; Kinetoplastea; Trypanosomatida; Trypanosomatidae
Product: solute carrier family 30 (zinc transporter), member 2
Exons: 1
Coding region: 1-1386 (461 amino acids)
Biological process (GO): zinc ion transmembrane transport
Cellular component (GO): plasma membrane
Molecular function (GO): zinc ion transmembrane transporter activity
Source: RefSeq, a predicted model, not a curated record